Messenger RNA from Sparassis crispa, 1302 nucleotides. RefSeq names its product 6-methylsalicylic acid decarboxylase atA. The transcript has 9 exons. Gene Ontology annotation, biological process: secondary metabolite biosynthetic process. Lineage: Eukaryota; Fungi; Basidiomycota; Agaricomycetes; Polyporales; Sparassidaceae. Bases 1 to 1302 code for a protein of 433 amino acids. Gene Ontology annotation, molecular function: FAD binding. The record is from RefSeq and is a predicted model, not a curated record.
AUGAGGUUCAGGGUGGCAAUAUGCGGAGGCGGCAUAGGUGGUCUGUCACUAGCUGUGGCUCUGUCGAAAUACCCAGAUAUCCAAGUUGACGUCUACGAGGCUGCGGGACGCUUCAGAGAGAUCGGCGCGGGCGUCAUGAUAUGGUCCAGGACUUGGAGAAUCCUUGAGCUCCUUGGAAUGACCUCCGACUUUUCCAAGAUAGCACAUGCGCCCCCGGACGGAUCCCUCGGAAUUGGCUUUGAUUAUCGCAAGUCAGAUCAGCCCGAAGAAGGAUCACGUUUCCACCUGUUUGCGCUUCCCUAUGGCUGCAUACGUUUCCACAGGGCACAUUUCCUUGAUGCUCUCGUGGAUCGCCUGCCGAAUGGCGUUGCUCACUUUGGCAAACGUUUGCGUUCCUAUUCUCACGGAAGCUCCCAAGACUCCGUCGUCCUCCAUUUCGCAGAUGAUUCUUCUGCGGAGUGUGACCUGUUGGUGGGUUGCGACGGUAUCAAGUCCGUGGUCCGUCAGAAAGUGCUCGAAGAAAUAUCGUUACCGCCCCAUUUCGCAGCUGUUGGCUUGAAUGAGCCAGUAUGGACAGGAACAAUUGCCUACAGAGGUCUUAUCCCAGUUGAUCGUCUAGUUCAGAAAGAUGGGUCGGGACAUAGAACCGUUGAGACUCCGAUGAUGUAUUGCGGUAAAAACAAGCAUGUGGUAAGCUAUUCCAUCACUGGAGGAAGCAUAGUCAACGUUGUCGCAAUGAAAUCCGAGCCGGAAAACGAAGGUUCUGUAUAUCACAGUCCUUGGGUGGCUGAUUGCACACAGGAAGAGCUGCUGAACUGCUAUACUGAUUGGGAACCUGAAGUCCUAGAACUUCUAAGAUGUGUUGAGAAGCCUACGCGGUGGGCAAUUCAUCAGUUACGCCCAUUACCUGCAUAUGUUACGGAGAAAGUCGCUCUACUUGGAGAUGCUGCGCAUGCUAUGGCACCUCACCAAGGUGCUGGAGCUGGUCAGGCCGUAGAAGAUGCCUAUGUUCUUGCCGAACUGCUUGGUCAUCAAUCUACAACAUUGUCUACGCUUCCCUUCACACUUAAAGCUUACCAGCACGUCCGUCUUCCCCUGGCCAACCGUGUGCUCACUAGUUCAAGCGAGUCUGGACGGAUGUACGAAUUCUGGGGAACAUUCGGCGAUGACCUUCAGCGAGUGGGUCGGAUGAUUGAGCGACAAUGGGACUGGUUGACUGAAACCACGCCUGAGGGAGAGGCACAAAGAGCAGUCGUCUGGAUGGAAGAAGCUAUUAAAGCCAAGUCCCUUUCGCGCAAAUGA